AAUCCUUAUAUCCCAAAGAAAAAUAUUAGGAUGAACGAUGCCAAACAUUGACGUUUUAUACGUCAGCAUUGGUGGUAUUUUUUUUAAUUUUAUUAUCCGGGUUGGCUCAAAUGGGAGGUAGAGUCGCAGAACUGAACCUUUGGAUGAGAAUCAAUCGGUUCAAAAGGCAAAAGAUGCAGAUGGAAUGGAACACACGUGUUUUAUGCUAUAAACUGAGAGGUUGCUUUUCUAAUAACAAGAAUAAUAAGAAGAUUGUGGAACAAUACUCUCCCUUCUUUCCUCCGAAAAUCAAUCACUUAGAACUUUGCUUAAUCUGAUUUUUUUUUUUAAUUAUUUUGUCGAUUUGACCUGUAAGGAUUUUGAUCAUUACUUAAGUUUGUAGUUUGAUUUUUGCAACUAUGAUGAAGCGGUGCCUUUCAAAGAUUGCUAAUUGGCAUUUGGGUUUCAGAAAUUCUGCUUGUUCUCUAGUCGAAUGCGAACCCCGAUGCAAUUUUCAGGGUUUAAGUAGGGAUGGAUUUGUUUUGAAGGCGUAUGCAACUUCUUGUGCUAAGUUACCAUCAGAAGAUUCACCAAAUACUAAUUCAAUUUCUGAUAUGUUAAUUGAUUCUUUUGGAAGAAUGCACACAUACUUGAGGAUCUCCUUGACUGAACGUUGCAAUUUACGGUGUCAAUACUGUAUGCCAUCUGAGGGAGUGGAGCUCACUCCUAACCCUCAGUUACUCUCCCAGAAGGAGAUUGUUCGUCUGGCCAAUCUCUUUGUCAGUUCUGGAGUGGAUAAAAUUCGUUUGACUGGUGGUGAGCCGACUAUUAGGAAGGAUAUUGAAGAGAUAUGCUUAGAGUUAUCUAACUUAAAAGGGCUCAAGAUGUUGGCCAUGACUACCAAUGGAAUUACUCUUUCAAGAAAACUCCCAAAGCUAAAAGAUUGUGGGCUUAAUUCUAUAAAUAUCAGCUUAGAUACAUUGGUCCCUGCUAAAUUUGAAUUUAUGACCAGGCGGAAAGGGCAUGAAAGGGUUAUGGAGUCAAUUAAUGCUGCUGUGGACUGUGGGUACAAUCCUGUAAAAGUGAAUUGUGUUGUAAUGCGUGGAUUCAAUGAUGAUGAGAUCUGUGAUUUUGUAGAGUUGACUCGCAAUAGACCGAUUAAUAUUAGGUUUAUUGAGUUCAUGCCUUUUGAUGGAAAUGUCUGGAAUGUCAAGAAACUUGUUCCCUACUCAGAAAUGUUGGAUAGAGUGGCGAAGAAGUUUACAGAGAUAAGGAGACUUCAGGAUCACCCAUCAGAUACAGCAAAGAACUUCAAGAUAGAUGGGCAUCUUGGUGCUGUUUCUUUUAUUACCUCAAUGACUGAGCAUUUCUGUGCUGGUUGCAAUAGAUUGCGACUUUUAGCUGAUGGCAACUUCAAAGUAUGCCUCUUUGGUCCUUCAGAGCAACAAUUUGAUGCAUGCUGAAGACAUAUCAAGACGACAGAGUCCAGGAUAAGAUGCAGUUUGAUCAAGACAUGCAGCGAAUGAAGCAAAAUAGAAUGAGACGGCUGCCUGUUUAGAACAACUUUCUUGGGAUCCUUCAUCAAAUAAAAAGCUUCAAUUGUAGUGAGAAAUAUACACAUGGCCAUCAAUAUAAGAAAUUAUUUUUGUUGGAGAUGCUGAAAGAACAGAUUUUAAAGUUUAGAUUGCAGAAAUUCAGAAAGGAUCGAGUUUCCUUUGAACUCAGAGAUCAUAGAGUUCUCUCAAAUGAGCUCUAAUUUUAACGAGAUCAUUGGAUUGCUGAAGAACAAUCCCUUAGUACUUGAGAGAUUGUCGGGUUCUCUCAAGAUUGAGUCCCACUUACCAGUAUGUUGGAACAGAUCACAAACUUGGAUCAUGGCGCAUGAGGAUAAGUGCCUUUUCAAGGGAUUGAUGUCAUGGUUCUUAAUUUCAAGUUUAAUAGCUAUAGAAAUCAUAUUACGGCUUUGUAUGUCAGUGGUGUUCAGUUUAUUCUAGGAAUUAGAUGUGUUUAGUGUUUCUAUAUAUGUGGAAUUAGUGAAUGCAGGAAAGUAUCAAGUGGCAGUUAUUUCCACCUGUUGUAUUAUAAUGCAGAAGUUUAUGAAUGAAAAUCAAGUUGCAUUUACUGAGAAAGAAAAAGGCCCGAGUUCCUUAAGAACUUGAGAUCAAAGGGUUCUCUCUAAUGAGCCCUUAUUAUCCUUUUAACUAGAUCCCAUAACCUGAGACCAUACACAGGUAGCCUAGGUUCUGAAUUGUCAAGUAAUCUAUGUUGGACCUGAUUAAUGUUUAUUUUGGAUGCGGUAAUCUCAUCUUAGCUUUAUGAUGCAGGAGCAUAUGUGAUUCGGAUUUUUUAUUUAUCAUGGUGUUAAUAUUCUAAUUAAGUUGGUUCAAGUGUCUUUUAGUUUUUAUUUAAUGUCUCAAGUUUCAUUUAUUUAAUAAUGUUGUUUAGGUUACUUUUGUUUAAGUUUCUUUCGGUUAAUAUUUAGGUAGGCUACUUUGAUUAGAUCCUUUAUCAUGGCUACAUAAAAAAGGUUGCUAGAAGACCAUCUAUUAUUGUAUUUUGAUUCUAAAUUUUAAGAAAGAGGUUUUAUCUAAAUCUAUUAUCUUUUCUCUUCUUCCAACCAAAAUCAAUUUUUUCUAGCCUAAUUGUUGAGAACUAAUUGCCUACCAAUUCCUUCAACUGUGUCAACUGGUAUCACAGCGAAAGAUUCCAUAUUCUCACAAGGGUUUUUAGCUAGUAACCAUGGUUGGCAGAGGCAAAGGACGAGGUAGAGGCAACCAGCCCCAACAAAUCGAGAUGGCUGAGAUGGAGAGAUUGAAUGAGGAAUUGACCUAUGCUGUACAAAGCCUUGCAGCGUCUGGAAAAAGUGGGAGCCUAAAUGGAGAAUUCAGAAGGUGACCAGAGCACCCUCAGGAUUCCAGGAGAUCUUGAUGUUGAUGAUGAAUUCAAAGAUGAAAUCCCUUUUCAUGAAGCUGGACCCACAAACUGAGUGGCGUGAGGUGGAUUGCAGGAGCAAUCUCUUGAUUUAAAUGGUGGAGUUGAGGUUCAAGUCGAUGAAUGCAAUUUCAAUGAACCAAUUUAUGAUGAGUAUAUUGAUGAUGAAAAGGAAGAGAUUGAUUUAUUUCUUGUCAAAUAGUCUCUUCUUGUUCAACAUGUUCUUACUUCUAUAGAGCAUUUGGAGAUUUAGUUGUGAUGUUAUUACUGACAAUGGAAGUGUGGGGAAUAUAGUGUCAGAAGCAUUGAAAAAGCAGAAAUUUUGACAAUCCAAGAAAAACUUGAACUGAAAGAUAAUGAAAUGGAUGGUAUCUACGAGAAUGAGGACAGUCCUGCAUUGCAACCUUUGAAAUAGGAAUCGACAACACUUUCCACUUUGCAUAGUCAUCUUCUUCGAAUCAAUUAAAUAAUAAGGAUUCUGAAGCUGUUGGGAUUAUGUGAAAUUUCAUACAUUGUGCUAAUUUUACCUCCUGCGAAAGAGAAUAUACUUUGGAGAGGCAUUGACUGCAUUAUUAAUAUGGUGACUUAUUUUAUGAAGUACACAUGAUGAGUGUAGGACUAGAUUUAAGGUUAAACAACUGCCAAGGAAGCAUAAGAAAAUUUUUGAAGAUAUUUUCUACAUAAUGCAAAAUUCUUCACAAAGGACCGUGUGCUGAAUUUCGAAGAAAAGGUUUACGGAGGGGAUUAAUGCAAGAGCACAUACAAUAUUCAGUUUUCUUAGUUUAUCGUGGUUCUGAUAUUCUAAUUAAAUUUGGUUCAAAUUUUUUUAGUUUUCUUAUUUAAGGUUCUUUAGUUUCCUUUAUUCAAUGUUGUCUCAGUUAGUUUUGUUCAAUUUUCUUUCAUUUAAUAUAUAAAUAGGUUACUUCCAUUAAAUCUUUUCGAGAAAACUUCAUUAAAUUACCUUGUGAUUUAACGUAUUUUCACUUUAGGAUCUGUGCUUUGCUUUUUUCCACUUUAGUAUCCUGUGAAUAAUGACCGUUGGCAAAUAACGACUAAAUUGUACAAUUCCUUUAAGAGACUUUAACGUGGCACACAAUAGCUACUAUUCUUUCAACUGUCACGUCAGCACUUGCUAACGGUAUUAUGCAAUUUGGCCGUUAUUUGCUAAUGCUCAUAUUGACAAGGUACCAAAAUGAAAAAAAAAAAAAAACUAUAAAGUGAAAAUAUGUUAAACCACAUUUACUGAAGUUCUCCCAAUCUUUUAUUACUGCUAGUAUAGAAAGAAUUGCUAGAAGAUCAUCUAUUAUUGUAUUUUGAUUCUGGAUUUUGACAAAGAGGUUUUAUUUAAACCUAUUAUCUUUUCUCUUGUUCCAACCACAAUCAGUCUUCUUCUAGCUUAAAUGUUAAGAACUAAUUGCCCACUAAUUACUUCAACUGCGUCAUUGUAGCCCUUUACCACAUAACACCGUACACCAUUUAUUAUGUGUUUGGUUGUAUUUGAAAAUCUUGUCAAUAGGUUAUUCCUGUGUCAUAGCAUAUUCCGUUUGUUAUGUUGCUUUUGCUCAACCUAAAAACCUUUUGAUUUUGAUCAUCUUAAUGCGCAUCCUAGAGGAAUGGAACCAUUGGCUGUUGAAAAGAGCAAGAGAAACAUUUGAACAAGAAGCUUUUAUUCUUGAGAUCAAAAUGGACUGAAUAUAUACCUGAAAUUAUAAAAUGGUGGCAGUGGAUACAGACACGUCAGAAAUAGUCCUAGCUUGGUUUACUAAGAAUGUUCACUGUUUGUUGUUAUUUGCAUAGUUUUUUGGCCUACUCUGUUAUAAUGCAUAUCACUUUAAUGCCCUCACUCUGUAUUUUUUACUAGUGUGUUCCCU
Messenger RNA from Ricinus communis (castor bean), 4781 nucleotides. RefSeq names its product GTP 3',8-cyclase, mitochondrial. The transcript has 5 exons. Bases 399 to 1442 code for a protein of 347 amino acids. NCBI's taxonomy places the organism in Eukaryota, Viridiplantae, Streptophyta, Magnoliopsida, Malpighiales, Euphorbiaceae. Gene Ontology annotation, biological process: Mo-molybdopterin cofactor biosynthetic process. Gene Ontology annotation, molecular function: metal ion binding; GTP 3',8'-cyclase activity; 4 iron, 4 sulfur cluster binding. The record is from RefSeq and is a predicted model, not a curated record.